Phaeodactylum tricornutum CCAP 1055/1 is the source of this 2313-nucleotide messenger RNA. RefSeq lists its product with no specific name. Lineage: Eukaryota; Bacillariophyta; Bacillariophyceae; Surirellales; Neidiaceae. Gene Ontology annotation, molecular function: transmembrane transporter activity. Gene Ontology annotation, biological process: transmembrane transport. The record is from RefSeq and is a predicted model, not a curated record. Bases 1 to 2313 code for a protein of 770 amino acids. The transcript is spliced from 5 exons.
AUGAGUCCCGAACAACCCCGUGCCGAUCCGAAUCCGUUCGGAGGAAUAUGGAGCUGGUCCUGCGCACCCUUCGCAUCACGUGCCAAGGAAUUGGUACCGAGAAGGAAAAGGACGCCUCGGCCUUCGCCACGAAAUCUGUACCCAUCGCACCCCCAACAUUGUGUGCUCAACCGGAAUUGGCCUGUUGACGAUAUUGUCAUGAAAGAUCGCGAAUCGGACAGCGAAGGAGAAACCGCUGCCCCCGCAAGCAACCACGCUCCCGAGGCGAUAACGGCGACGCCACCAGCGCCCUACGGCAGCGAUGACGUACCUAGUUCGUAUCAACACAGUAGUCGUCUAGCACAUAGAGGCGUAUCCACGCCUUCGACAUCAAGCUCCAGAGAUUCGUCCAAAUUUGCGAAAGAAAUAUCGGUGUCCCGAACCCCGACGAAUUUCCACGAACAAACGAUUCCUAUACAUUCUACAUCUCUCAACACUCUUGAAGACGACGACGACAACGAUGAGACUUCGUCCACGAGAAGUUCGUCUUCUCGUCGUUACGAUUGGCGGGUCUUCCGUCCCCGAGACGGCGGAUGGGUGCACUUUCUGCGAUGGUUUGUGGUGGGCGGCGCCUCGUACGCCAAGAAAACAGACGACAAGUUACAAGAAGAUUUAGGCAAACUCGCGCGUUGUUUAAUCCUUCUCCGCGAGUAUCUCUCCACCUUUGGUAUGCCCGCCAAGGGGGGACCAAUGGAUCAAGAGGUUGUCCUCCGGCAGGUACUGCGAGAUUUGUACGCUGGCGGGGCGCCGUUGUGGGCUGUCGAACCCGUCAUGCAAAAGGCAGCGGAAGGCUUAACCGGCACUCCCGGGAUUAACUGGUUCCUUUUACCCCGCAAGGCCUUUUAUAGCUCCACAUCCACUAUCACAUCUACCAUGUUCACCAUCGAACGGGGGUUCAACGUGCAAAAGCUGGGGGCCAUGGAAAAGGUAGCCAUUCGACUGGCCUCGUUCGCGAGCAACACUAAGGGUGUAAGUAACAUUCCGGAACGCUUUCCGGAACCGAGUGAACUACAGAAGGCGGCUCGGAUGGAAUCAGUGCGCUUUGACGAGUCCUUUCGAACGGGUGGGACCGUCCUGAAGAGUCAGGAUCCCAGCGUGGUGGCUAAAAAGAUACUCAGACUAGCCUCACAUGCGGAAGGACUGUUUUACUUUGUCAAUGCUCGGGAAUAUUCCGAAAUGCCGGGGCAACGGAUGAAUGAUUUUUGGGUAGUAACGGAACAGGAACGAGAGCUCUUCAGCCGAUUGGCAACCAUCGAAGCGAUGCAGAUGAUUAAAGAGAUCGACGCCAAUUGCGGAAAAGAAACGUAUUCAUACUGGACAAUUUCACUUUUUCGAGUAAUGGCUUCCGCUGGAGCUUGUGCCUUUUGGUUUGGUGGCUCGUGGGUAGACAUGGCCGUAUCUGGAGUGUUGGCGCUGGUAGUUGCCUUCAUUGGACAGUCAAAAUUUCUAUCACAGCAAGAACGACUGGUAUUUGAAAUUGUUGCAAGUUUCGUAGUGGGCAUUACAGCGGGAACUAUUGCUUUGAAAUGGCCGGACGAUACUUGUUUUGGAGCCAUGGCAAUUGCCGGUGUUCUGGACCUUCUGCAAGGUUUCCGCGUAGUCUACGCGGUCAUUGAAAUCAUGAGCAAGCAAACCGUUUCUGGGGGCGCCGAUUUGAUGGAGGGUAUUCUCUUUACUGGAUUAAUUUCGUCAUCCCUUCGAUUCGGGCAGUAUACGGCGGCAUCUGUCUUCUCUGACACAGCGGAUAAUAUUGGCUUUGCAGCUUGCGAGCAUGGUAUCGAUCAGCGCUGGUUCAUUUUAAUUGUCCCAAUAGCUGCAGUCUCUUGGUCGGGACUCUUCAAUCCGAGGUAUCACGAUCUUCCAAUGAUGGCUUUCCAUGGUUCGUUGGCAUACUUGGUGAACUUUGGACUAGCCCAGUUCAACGCAGCCGAUAACUUGAAUAAUUUCGUAUCGUCCUUUGCGGUUUCCUUCUCCGCCGGAAUUUUUUCUCGUUUUACUGGUCAUCAAGCCGUUGGAAACACAGUCGCCGGAAUGUACGCUUUAGUGCCUGGAGCAUAUCUCGUAACUUCGUUGUUUUCUACCGACACUUUGGAUACUAGUUUCUUUGUUGAAAUCAUUCAGCGUUCACUCAUUAUUGGUAUUGGUGCCUGGUCUGGAACAAUUCUCUGUUCGCCUGCACUCCUUGGAACGACGAUGGGUCUCAUUUCGCAGCAGCACCGGGAUCAUAAUAGGCGAGGCUCCUCGACGACAGGAAAUGCCAUGCUUUUCUUCUAG